AGUGUGGGCGCAGCCCCGGCUCUCCGAGCGCCCGGGCGGAGCGGGCAGCCGGGCGCGGAGCAGGCGAACCGAGCCUCGGUGGGCGAGCGCCCUGGCUGGAGCCGCGGCGGUAGGGUGGCGGGGUAGGUGCAGGCCGCGGCGGGCAGUGGGCUCGAGCCGCUUGCAAAUCGCAGCCUGGGCGGCAGGGCCCAUCGAGGGCUGGCAGGCCGGAGCUAGUUCCUAAGGUUCUGGAAGGGGCUGCGGCAAGGACCCCGGCCCCCGAAGGGCCCGGGACGCGAAAGGCGGCAGGGGCAGGCCUGGCGGCGGCGCGCGGGACUCAGGCUUUCCCCAGGCCCUCCAUGAUGAAUGGUUUGGGGGCACUUCCCUCUCGCUGUAUUUGAUAGUCUGGGCAGUGGAGAGAUGGCUGACAGUGUCAAAACCUUUCUGCAGGACCUUGGCAGGGGAAUCAAAGACUCCAUCUGGGGCAUCUGUACCAUCUCAAAGCUAGAUGCUCGGAUCCAGCAGAAGAGAGAGGAACAGCGUCGAAGAAGGGCAAGUAGCCUCUUGGCCCAGAGGAGACCCCAGAGUGUAGAGCGGAAGCAAGAGAGUGAACCACGUAUUGUUAGUAGAAUUUUCCAGUGUUGUGCUUGGAAUGGUGGAGUAUUCUGGUUCAGUCUCCUCUUGUUUUAUCGAGUGUUUAUUCCUGUACUUCAGUCAGUAACAGCCCGGAUUAUUGGAGAUCCAUCACUUCAUGGAGAUGUUUGGUCAUGGCUGGAAUUCUUCCUCACAUCAAUUUUCAGUGCUCUUUGGGUGCUCCCCCUGUUUGUGCUUAGCAAAGUUGUGAAUGCCAUUUGGUUCCAAGAUAUAGCUGACUUGGCAUUUGAAGUAUCAGGGAGGAAACCUCAUCCAUUCCCCAGUGUCAGCAAAAUAAUUGCUGACAUGCUCUUCAACCUUUUGCUACAGGCACUUUUCCUUAUUCAGGGGAUGUUUGUGAGUCUCUUCCCCAUCCAUCUUGUGGGUCAGCUGGUUAGUCUGCUGCAUAUGUCUCUUCUCUAUUCACUGUACUGCUUUGAGUACCGUUGGUUCAACAAAGGAAUUGAAAUGCACCAGCGAUUGUCGAACAUAGAAAGGAAUUGGCCUUACUACUUUGGGUUUGGCUUGCCCUUGGCUUUCCUCACAGCAAUGCAAUCCUCCUACAUUAUCAGUGGCUGCCUCUUUUCUAUCCUGUUUCCUUUAUUCAUCAUCAGCGCCAAUGAAGCAAAGACUCCUGGAAAAGCAUAUCUUUUCCAGUUGCGCCUAUUCUCCUUGGUGGUCUUUUUAAGCAACAGACUUUUCCACAAGACCGUCUACCUGCAGUCAGCCCUGAGCAGCUCGUCCUCUGCAGAGAAAUUCCCUUCGCCACAUCCUUCUCCUGCCAAACUGAAAGCUGCUGCAGGCCACUGAGCCCUGCUGUCAAAGGGGUGGGUGGGACUGGGUGGAGGAUGUGGCAGCUCUUUUCUCUGUUUUCCUCCCCCUGCCGUGGAAGGCAGAACCCACUGCCAAGGGCCCUCUGCAUAGUCCCUUGUCUUUGAAUUGGAAUCUUCCUGACUCCAGUAUAUGGAUUUUUACCACCACCCUAGGUCUGUAAGGACCAGAGUUUUCCAGCUGUUUUUUUAGCACUUGCCAGCUCCUGUGCCUGGACUGAUUGAUUUGAGUACUUUUUUCCCCCUUUCCUUGUGUCAUUUACCCUCCCACUUCCUCCUGCCUUCCAGCACCCCUGGAUGAAUGGGCUUUGUAAUUUUAACUGUUGUAUUUUGUGAAUUUGUUGUUACUGUUUUUCUGUGAAGCACAUACAUUGUAUGUGGGAGGUAAAGGGGCAUUCCAGUUGCUCCAGUCACUCCCUCUAUAGCCAUCACUGUCUUGUUUUCUGUAACUCAGGUUAGGUUUUGGUCUCUAUUGCUCUGCUGCAGAAAAGGAAAGAAAGGAGUGGGGGAAAUGGAGCCUGAAGAGUUGGGGCAGAUAGACCUCAGCCAAACUGGCUGGGUUUUGAGGAGUCAUGUUCUUUCUUCCCCUUGAAGGGGAAAGAGUUUUUUCCACUGGUCCAUUUAAAGUUUCCCAGCUAUGGGGUGGUACCAGUUCUGGACAAGUGCCACUGCAUCAUAGUAUGCUCGGAGAAUCUGAACCUUACUCUGAAGAUGAAAUUUACUGUUGGCCACUGCCAGGUCAGACUGGUGUUUUAAGGAAUACUGGGUGCUUCAUAUAGGAACUGAAGGGGUAAACUUACUAAACCAUUCAACCUGUGAUUGGUGAUGUUUUCCUGUCAUUUUAAGAGUCGACACAUGGGUGGGGGGGCAGAUGUAAAAAAACUUGUACAAUUUUAAAAUAUCACAAUUAAACGUGAGCUGGUUUCCCAAAAUA
Molecule: messenger RNA, 2376 nt
Organism: Mus musculus (house mouse)
Lineage: Eukaryota; Metazoa; Chordata; Mammalia; Rodentia; Muridae
Gene: Ei24
Product: etoposide induced 2.4 mRNA
Exons: 11
Coding region: 400-1422 (340 amino acids)
Cellular component (GO): nuclear membrane; endoplasmic reticulum membrane; cytosol
Molecular function (GO): importin-alpha family protein binding
Source: RefSeq, marked validated